Messenger RNA from Oncorhynchus nerka (sockeye salmon), 4722 nucleotides. RefSeq names its product vacuolar protein sorting-associated protein 4B-like. The record is from RefSeq and is a predicted model, not a curated record. NCBI's taxonomy places the organism in Eukaryota, Metazoa, Chordata, Actinopteri, Salmoniformes, Salmonidae. Bases 1538 to 2986 code for a protein of 482 amino acids. The transcript has 11 exons. Gene Ontology annotation, molecular function: ATP binding; ATP hydrolysis activity. Gene Ontology annotation, biological process: vacuole organization; endosomal transport.
AUACAAGGACCUCCCGCCCCCACCUACUGUCAACCAAUCAUGUCAAUGCAAAGCGAUACAGAGCCCUCCGCGAAGAUACAAAAUUUGAGCGGCACACGGCGAUGCGGCACAGAGCUCCAAUUCCCUCUGUACGGAGCCUCCUGAUUGCUUUGGUGGAGCAGGCAGAAAUGGGCUUUAAGACCCAAGGCAUGACAAGUGCAGCAAAAUCAGUAGGCUAGUUAUUGGUUUCGUAACACUUUAUUAAAAACGGAUUACAAUGUUUCUCUCUAAGCAAUUUGAUUAUUUAUCUUUAGGCUCCCCUAAUAUAUAUCUAUAACAUUUAUAGAUCUAACUUCAUUGGAUUAAGCAUAACUUUUUCUUAUUUGUGAAAUAUUAGAUCAAUUUACCUCAAUCAUUUUGUUGGAGUGAUUUUAUUAGACAGAUUACAUUUUUAGCUGAGCAAGAGUAGUGGUAGGCACGAAACGUGGCGAUGCUUUCAAAUUAUGUAGGCAACGCCACGCACAUUUACGUGGCAAAGGCACGCAUGUGUACAUGCAUGUGAGGCAUUCAUGUAACCGAAGCCUGCAAGAGUUUACAUGGUUUCAAAUCAAAUCGUAUGUACCAGGUGAUAGAAAUGUAAACGGCAGAACCAACACUAAAAGAAGUCGGGUAAACAAUACGUUCUUGUGGGUGUAUUUUGUCUCAAAUUUCAUGCUGCUGAAGGACCGACCGCACAGACAACCGGUAUAAAUUCAAAUGUUAUUUUAUUCAACAUUCUGACAAUGUUGCAUUGCUAUGUUUCGGACUGUACAAGCAGAGGUGUAGGCUACAUAACCAAUGAAUUGGCUGAAACCUCCUUUACAUGCUAAAGACUAUACAAACAUCUAGAAGCAGACUAUCAUAACAUAAUAUUAACAGGCCUUUCUCAAGCAGACCGGUAGGUGCAUUUUCAACACGAGAGACAGGCUCAUAGCCAUGGGAAGUAGGGUUGCUGAGGGUCCUGCAGCACCCCUUGAUAAAUCUAAAUAAAAUAUUUUAAAAUGAUUAUACAUUAACAAAAUGACAGAAGACUCUGGGGAAAAAAGAGGUACACACUUCUCAAGCAUCCUCGGGUGGGCACGCAAGGACCUGUAGGAGCAGAGCUCGAGAAGGGCCAACAUGAAGUCAACAAAGUAUCCAAAUUAAUUUUACAAACUGAAGAAAAUAAUUUAGCUGGAGAUUCAAAAAUAACUGGAGACGUUGCUAGCCAUAAGGGGAGUAUUUAGCAGCAGUAGCCUGCACAGAGAAGAAGGAUGGAUAUUGCCAUGUCAGUGAUUACCAUGUGAUGUGCAGCCUACCCCUUUGCCUGUCUACCCAAACUCCUUGCUCUGGGAGAAGGUUGCAAUUGUGGCAGCAAUUCGGAUCGUUCCUGCACGUAGGUAUUCCAGCAUCUGCAGGAACCCCUCUUUAUACUUAUAUUGGUCCAUUUUUAAGCAAGGAUUGCAGUCUCAGCCUGAAGUAUUUAGCGAACAAAGAACAGUGGAAGAAUUCCGUUUGAGUCAUCAGGCAAACCGAAACUAUGGUCUCUACAAUAACCUGUGUCACCGUCAACAACUUAAAACUCCCCUCCUCAGGUGAACCACAGGGUAAAGAGGGCAACCAGAAGAUCAGGGAAAAGUGUAAACUGUACCUGGACAGAGUGGAAGAACUACAGGAGUAUAUCGAAAAUAAAGAGAAAGCCAUAGAUCUGGCCAGCAAGGCGGCCCAGGAGGAUAAAGCUCAGAAUUACGACGAGGCCCUGCGUUUAUACCAACAAGCUGUUCAGUACUUCCUACACGUAGUGAAAUAUGAAUCCCAGGGCGACAAAGCCAAACAGAGCAUCAGGGCCAAGUGUGCCGAGUACCUGGACAGAGCAGAGAAGCUCAAAGAAUACCUAAAGAAGAAAGAGAAGGCUCCACCUGCCAAGCCUGUGAAGGAGUCCCAAGCCGAUGACAAAGGGAAUGAGAGCGAUGAAGGAGACAACCUAGAAAAAAAGAAGUUUCAGAACCAACUUUCAGGGGCUAUCGUUAUGGAAAAGCCAAACAUCAAGUGGAAUGAUGUUGCCGGAUUAGAGGGAGCCAAAGAGGCCCUGAAGGAAGCUGUUAUUUUGCCAAUCAAAUUCCCACAUCUUUUCACAGGCAAAAGAACGCCGUGGAGGGGGAUCCUACUCUUCGGUCCUCCUGGAACAGGAAAGUCCUACCUGGCUAAAGCUGUGGCCACAGAGGCUAACAACUCCACCUUCUUUUCCAUCUCCUCAUCUGACCUGGUAUCCAAGUGGCUGGGAGAGAGUGAAAAGUUGGUAAAGAACUUGUUCACCCUUGCACGGGAGCACAAGCCCUCCAUCAUCUUCAUAGAUGAGAUAGACUCGCUGUGCGGCUCCAGGAGUGAGAAUGAGAGUGAGGCAGCUCGCCGCAUCAAGACAGAGUUCCUGGUUCAGAUGCAGGGGGUUGGGAAUGACAACGAUGGUGUACUGGUGCUCGGGGCCACCAACAUCCCUUGGACGUUGGACUCUGCUAUCAGAAGACGGUUUGAGAAGAGGAUCUACAUCCCCCUGCCCGAGGAACACGCCCGCACCUUCAUGUUCAAGCUCCACCUGGGCGCCACCCCCACCAGCCUCAACGACUCUGACUUUGUCACCCUGGGAAAGAAGACAGACGGGUACUCAGGGGCUGACGUCAGCGUCAUCGUCAGAGACGCGCUUAUGCAACCAGUCAGAAAAGUUCAGUCAGCCACUCACUUCAAGCGGGUACGAGGGCCAUCGAGAGACAACCCCGACAUCAAGGUAGAUGACCUUUUGACCCCUUGCUCUCCAGGAGACCCGAAUGGCAUCGAGAUGACAUGGAUGGAAGUCCCUGGGGAAAAGCUAUGUGAGCCAGUUGUUUGUAUGUCUGAUAUGCUGAGAUCCCUGACCAGCACAAAGCCAACAGUCAAUGAUCAGGAUUUGGACAAACUGAGAAAAUUCACAGAGGACUUUGGACAGGAGGGCUAAAUUGGGUCAUUUUAGCCAAACCAAAGCAAAUAUUAUUGAUUGUCAAGUGUUCCUUCUCUCCUCUCCGUCUUUUUCCCACUCUCCCCCCCAGGCUCUGUUGGCUUAUCACAUGACUGCUCUACUAAUAGAAAUAUAAUUACUAGAACGGACCUCUCCAUUUAAGUAAUCUAUUUCUUUGGCUCGACUGAGCUUGGUCCAUUGGCCACAAGGGGUUAAACAAAGACGGGUAUUUUCUUAGAUGCUCCCCAUGUCCAAAGGAUUAUGGAUCUCUUCACAUGUCUGAGGUAGACUAGAUUGGUGAAUGGAAAGCUACAUGGCAAGUAGGAGCAUUGGUGCAGCACCUUGGGCUGAAUCCUAAUAUGUAAACAAUGCUCAACUCGAGCAUUUGCAUACAUCAUGCUUUGAAGUCAAUGGGAGUUUGAUCUGGAAGUUGCCGAUACAAGCAUGUUAACAAAAUUAGCAUGCUUCUCUUUGUAUAGAGUGCUUAUUUAACUUGCCCAAUAAAUAUCUGCGCUAAUUUUCCAAUUACCCAUCCAAUUUCCUUCAAUCAAAUUGCACUUCACUUUUCAGUGUGAGCACCGAUAUAUUCCUCUUCUUUUUGUACAGGAUAUUUUUCAAAUAUUAUUGGUGGAAUUUAUGACGGUCUCAAGGUGAUGAGAAUUACAUGGGUUUGGAUACUUGAAGCACAGCAAAUGUACAGGUGUAGGAUCUUAAUUUGAUCACUCUGUUGCUGCAGGAAAUGCAAACUUCUGGUAUAUUCAAGGUUUAAAAAUACUUCUCAAGUUUGUAAUUUCCACUUUAAAAUGUCAGACUUGAUUUGCCCUAAGGAAAAAUGUAUCAACACCUGUUGUUGCAGGAUUAUUUUCCUGCUCUGAAGAACUGGUCAUAUUAAGAUCCUGCAUCUGUAUGUCAUUCUACAUACAGACAUUUGUGGGGCUUCGGCUACGGUUAGAAUAAUUUACACACUCUGGAUGGAAGUUGGUUUGGGACAUAUUUUAUAUGUACAUUUGUUUUUCCCCUCCAGAAGAAAGGCUACUCUGUUCAUUGUCAUCAAACUGUCAGGAUCAUCAACGUUACUGGACCAGAAAAACCUUUAUAAUAUAGUCACGGAUUCAAUACUUUUUUUCCCCCCUGACCAUCCACACACUCUACAUGUAACCCCUUUGCUGAUCUUCCUAACAAGAACUAGAAAGAGAUGAUGCUGUACUGAGAUCCAGUCAAACUGUCUAACAGUGUUGAAACAACGCGACUGAUAUGUUGGUGUGAAUGGAAUUUUGUGGGUAGCCUGAAAUGGACAUUUUAGGCACAAAAGAACACCGUCAUGGCAUCAUGUCCUUUUUGUUAUUGCAUUGGAAUGCAGUUCCAAGCAGGUACUUGGUUAUUACCUUUUAAGAUGUGGCCAUUUUAAGUGGCAAUGCACACCAUGUGCCUUCUAAACAAGUAGCAAGAUCAUAUACAUUGUUUUUUUGUUUCAUUUUUUUUAUUUGGAAGUUGAUAUCCAGUAAGACACAGCUAUAUUGUGUAUUUUGUCAUUGAUGCUAUGAAAUAUAUAUUUGCACAUUUCAUGUAAACUGGCUUUUAGAGGUUGUUUCAAGGUGUUGGGUACGUCUUUGGUGUGGUCUUCACUUUACUGUAGAAGAUGUCUUGUAGAGAAUGAUACAGUAUAUCAGCGAGUGGAAAUGUCCUCAGAAUUCCUCUGCCGUGCAUAUGUAAAUAAAAGUCAUAUUAAGAUUUGA